AAAAGCACAAUUUUAAUCAGAGUGGGAAAUUCCACUGUCAUCUCUUUUUCGCAGAAAGAGAGAAAAAAGAAAGCAUGACUAUGUACAGAACUCAUAAAAUGAAAAAAAAAAUAUUCUCAUUACAAAACAUCUAAAGACCAUUGAAGUGACACUGCUGGAAAGGUGCAGUAGCACAUGUCAGCAUGCUGUUUGUGAACUGUUGAUCUCAGAGAUGAGCAAUGACACACUCUGCCAGGCCAUCACACAGAAAUUGUGCCAAACAAACCAUCAGAGCUCCAGUGAUUACUGCCGGAAGGCAAACAUUUGUUUGGCCGCUCUGUACAAGCACAGAUAGGCUUUGGCCGCAUUGACAGGGUCACCUAAAUUGUGUCCGUGACGCCUGAUCCUUGGUCAAGACCAUUAAGAAGAAAACUGGUUUUGUUGAUAAUGUAUUGAUCAGCGUGUGAUGGAUGACCCCUGGGGGGAAAUAUAAGUAAAAGUUCCCGGUGGAGUGAAGGAGCAGAGCAGAUCUGGCCAACGGAACAGAGAGAAAAGCCAUGCCUUCUGUGGUGCUGAUUUACCUGACAGCUGUGAUUUGCUCAGAAACAUGGACGCAUGCUUUGUCCCUGUAUCCCGAGCCAAACCAAGAGCAGCAGGCAGAAUUUAUUCAGAAAUUAGUGUCAGAGGUUGAGGAUGGGGCCAGUGUCGCUGAGGGGGACAAGAUGGACAUGAGUAACCUGUAUCCUUUACUGAUGCAGCAGAAUGGAGGAAGAGACCUCUGGCACAAAGCAACCAAAGAUGCAGCACAACAGGACAAGUAUCCCAACAUGGUUGAGGACCUAAAAGAAGUCGUCUUGAAGCUGGCAGCAGCCGACAGGCUACGAUCGCAGGGUUUCGUCCGAUCAGAGCAGAGCUUGCCAAAAACAAACAAAAGAGCAUGUUUCUGGAAAUACUGUGUAACCAACUAGAGCCCAGCGGCAGGAGCUUUGGAGAGACUCUGUUGGAACCGCCCUCCCUCUCCCAUGUCGAUUUUAUUUCUCCUUAGACGGUGCAUUCAUCAUGUACAUCGGAAGAAAAGGACAUAUAUUUUCAAAUCUCUGGACUUGUCUUUUUUUCCGCCUCAAAAUAAACUUGAAUAUCAGAAUGCAA
This is a messenger RNA of Oryzias latipes (Japanese medaka), 1128 nucleotides long. It is a transcript of the gene urp1, whose product is annotated as urotensin-related peptide 1. Gene Ontology annotation, molecular function: hormone activity. Gene Ontology annotation, biological process: regulation of blood pressure; blood vessel diameter maintenance. Gene Ontology annotation, cellular component: extracellular region. The record is from RefSeq and is a predicted model, not a curated record. NCBI's taxonomy places the organism in Eukaryota, Metazoa, Chordata, Actinopteri, Beloniformes, Adrianichthyidae.